UGUACUUUCGCGAUGUGAUGCUUCCAACGGAAUAUGAACAGCUAAGCCUUAAGUUGCGUGCAGCUUUGGAGACCGUUAAGCAUGUUGGGCUGACAACGGAUCUUUGGACAUCUGCAGCUAACGAAGGCUACAUCACAAUCACAUGUCAUUAUAUAACAGAAAACUUUAAAUUAACGUCUGCACUGCUAUCGACAGCACCAUUGAUUACCCCCACAAAUCAUAACGCCCAAAACAUCGCAGACUCAAUAAGCUCAAUGUUGGCUAAGUGGGGUCUUCUGUCGAAGGUUGUCACCGUUACAACGGACAAUGAUACAACCAUGAAAAAAGCGUGCGAUAUAUUAGCUUUCAAGCAUUUACCCUGUUUGGCACUCACAAUAAAUCUGCUUGCUCAGGACAUUUUAAAACUGGCAGCAGUAAAUGGUAUUAUCUCAAAAUGCAAACGAAUAGUCACUUACUUCAAGCAAAACACAAUAGCCACAGCUAAAUUAAAGGAAGUCCAGAAUACAAAUCAGCCGCUUGUCUUAAUUCAGGAAGUAAGCACUAUCAAAAGAAUUUUACAAAUAAACGAAUAUGUUACAUUGACAUUGUUAAAAUUGCGAAAUAGCCCUUCACCGAUCCCAACUGAAGAACUCGAGGUCUUGGAUGACCUGUCGGACUUGCUGUCACCUUUUCAGGAAACGACUCUUUCGGUAUCGACUAACACAAAAGUUUCUGUGUCCCUUAUCAUUCCCGUCAUUGCCGGGAUUCAUCACAAAAUGAAUCAAUUAAAUGCAAAGUUACGAACACAGGAAGGAAAAGAUGUAUAUGACCUUGUUAAGAAACGCUUAGUGGAAAGACUGGAUACUUUUGAAACGCGCACAAUUCCUCGCAUCGCUACUCUCGUUGAUCCUCGCUUCAAAAAAGAUGGCUUUCUCAGACCUUCAAAUGCAGAUCAAGCAGCCAAAGCAUUGGAGCUGGAAUUGCUGUCGUUUAAGUCUACAACUCCACGACAUCCACCAACACCACCAGAGCCAACGUCAAACGAGCCAAAUUUCAGAUUUUCAUUUUUGUAAAACAAAUCAAAAGUGAAGUCCACCCGAGCCGAUGCCAUUAUUACCACAAGGCAAUUUAUAGAAAAGGAAAACGCUCCUUGCACUUGCGACCCCUUAAAGUAUUGGGAGGUGACUGAUGACAACGAUCUCAAAUUGGUUGCGAAAAAGUAU
Drosophila albomicans is the source of this 1202-nucleotide messenger RNA. Its product is annotated as E3 SUMO-protein ligase ZBED1-like. Lineage: Eukaryota; Metazoa; Arthropoda; Insecta; Diptera; Drosophilidae. The transcript has 2 exons. Bases 18 to 1052 code for a protein of 344 amino acids. The record is from RefSeq and is a predicted model, not a curated record.